AUGCAACGUCACAGAGACACUCCAAGUCCUUUCCGUUUUGACUUUGGAUACACUUCAAAGCCUAAGCCGUCUUCUUCAUAUCUGGAACUCGAAGAAUCGUUUACUGCUGAUUAUGAUAUCACUUUGACCUGUCAAGAUUUCUUUGAACACGCCAAGAAAGUAUUCCCAGCGCUGCGCAUUUACACGUUCAACCAAUUUACUGCAGAAAAGCGUUAUGGUGGAAAUGAAAGUGAAGGAAAGAGCGCUGUCAUCUAUAUCAAGGGUAUGGCAAGACUCACUACUCCACUGUUGGUUGCUACUCAGUCGGGGGCCACGCUAAGAGAAGUGCUCAUCCCAAACAUUGGGCAGGUAGCAUUUCUUGGUACCUCCCGCUGGUCUCUACAAGACAGACUUACUACUCUUAUGGAUAUGAGUAAACUUGUUUGA
Molecule: messenger RNA, 426 nt
Organism: Blastocystis hominis
Lineage: Eukaryota; Bigyra; Opalinata; Blastocystidae
Exons: 3
Coding region: 1-426 (141 amino acids)
Source: RefSeq, a predicted model, not a curated record